This is a messenger RNA of Lingula anatina, 2049 nucleotides long. Its product is annotated as caspase-7. Gene Ontology annotation, molecular function: cysteine-type endopeptidase activity. Gene Ontology annotation, biological process: proteolysis. The record is from RefSeq and is a predicted model, not a curated record. Lineage: Eukaryota; Metazoa; Brachiopoda; Lingulata; Lingulida; Lingulidae.
CCACAGGGCGAGGUUGAAAAGAUUUUUGAUAAACUCAAGAAGUGUCUCGAUGACAAGCAGGUACUCAAGGACCACGUCUACCGAUAUUUUGCCAUAAGCAACUUGGCUGAAGACGAUGAGGAGUUUGCUGAAAUAAAAAGAGCGAUCGAAGAUUUGUGUGGUUAUAGCAGCGACAGUGAGGCUACCGUUCAACAUCUUCCAGUGAGUUGGAUUAAACUGGAAAUGAAUUUGGCAAAGAAGAGUGAAGAAACACCCAUCAUAACUAUUGAAAAAUUGAUGGAAAUGGCGCAAAGGGUAGGACUCCCUGAUGGAGAAUUACAAGAAAAAUUCAUUCCUUACCAUCACCGUCAAGGCGACAUCCUACACUUUAAAAUUGACGGACUGGAAAAUGUCGUCAUAAUAGAUCCACUUUGGUUAGCAGUUGUGUUUUCUGCCAUCAUGACCCCGGCCAGCAUUCACUCUGGAUGCAGUCGCGGCCAUUUCCUGAAAGAUGAGCUUGAAAGAGGAGUCCUAAAAGAGGAGGUAUUUGAUGAGUAUCUAAAAGAAUUCAAGAUGGCCGAAAAAAAGACUGAAAUCAUUCGACUUAUGCUGCAUUUCGACUUGAUGUUAGAAAUAUCCCAAUCAGUUGAAAACCCUCUGCCUGGACAUGGAAAAAGAAGAUUCGUCGUACCCAGUAUGCUAGUAUCAAAUAACAGUGCGAAUGAGACAAAUCCGCAGAAAUAUUUGCUUAUCGCAUUCCCUCAUAUUCUGUUUCCUGCUGGGUUGUUUCAUCGUCUUACCGUCCGUCUUCUAAGGAAGUAUAAAGCUCAGCAAUAUAAAAAUAACAUCCCAGUUGUCGGUUUUGACAGCGCCUCCUUCCGCCUGGCUGAUAAAAAGUCGGUGCUGCAUCUCGCCAUUGAAAAUAAGGCCAUGAAGUUGUUUAUAACUAACGCCACUGGACUCCCUCCAAAGACUCAUGUGUACUCAGAAGCAACAAAAACAGUUGAAAACGAGUUGACAGUCCUUCGGGAUACAUACUGCCCCAGGAUGCAUUUUGGCUACAGCAUCAGGUUAAAAAAUGACGGACCCAAUAUUCCAAUAAAUGCGCAUGACGUCCAAACGGGCGAUUCCAUAUGUGUGUAUGUAGAGAACUCUGACGUGUUGGUAGAUUUGAGGCCAUAUCGCGUUUGGUUUUCCGCAGCCCCAGAGAAUCAAGACCGUCGUGCAGCCAAGUGUCCUGAAAACGAGUACAAGAACAAUUCCGAACCGAGAGGUCGUGCACUCAUUAUCAACAACAAGACAUUUUCCGUGGACUGGCUUCCAGAACGUGAUGGUACCGAGGUAGAUGUUGUUGCCUUGAGGAAACUAUUCCGUUACCUCCAUUAUGAGACAGACGUUAUCAGUAACCUGACUGCAAAUGAAAUGAAGAAAGAAAUAGAACAAGAAAGUCAAAGAGACAAUCACAAGAUCUACGAUUCUUUCAUCUUGUUUCUACUGAGCCAUGGUACCGAGGGUGCUGUUUAUGGAACGGAUGGCUAUCCUUUACCCUUCAAAUAUAUCAAAGCCAUUUUGAAUAACAGGAAAUGUCUUGGCCUGUCUGGCAAACCGAAAAUGAUAUUUAUUCAGGCUUGCCAGGGAAAUAAAUUGGACAGUGGGACACUGCUGGACGGACAAACAGUUCAACAACCACAGCAAGCACCACCUGCAGCAAACCUUGGCGAUGAGGUACCCGAUGCGCCACACGAGAUUCCAAAGCCAUCCAAUGAUCCGACUAUGUCCGAUUUUCUCGAGGUCCAUGCGACGUCACCAGAUUACGUAUCUUGGCGACACCCGGGAAAGGGAACAUGGUUUGUUCAAUCCAUUGUCGAUACAUUUUAUCGUGAAGCACACAAAUAUGACGUUUUACAAAUGUUGGUGAAUGUCAAUCACGCGAUCUCUCAAAAGCAAACAACAAUGGGCAAUAAACAGGCACCAGAGAUAGUUACCAGCUUACGCAAGAAAGUUUUCUUCAACAUAACUCCAGGUAAGCAAAAAGAAUCACAUCUUCCCGAGGUGUAUUCGGCCGAAUAA